AUGGACUUUGAGCUUCAAGAAGAGCUGCAGGGCCUGCAAGACCUGGCCAACUACGAGAUCCCCAACGAACACGAUAUCCCUUCGCUCGACGCCCGCUCGGUCGCCCACGUCCUCGAGAAUGCCGUCGAGGCUCUCGCCGAGUCGUCCGACGCUAUCGCGGAUCCCCAGGUCUUCGAUGCGUACCGCAGUAUGCUGAAACACGCGGAGACGCUGCCUGGCCCGCUCAUGAGCAAGAUGCUCGACUCGAUCACCUCAGGCUUUCAGGCGCAGGUAGAAGCGACCAACCGGGACUUGGACACGGAAGACCAACAGACGAUCGCGGCUCACAAGAAGGCACUGGAGAUGUACGGCUUUCUGUUGAAUUGGUUUGUUGGUGCAGCAGAGAAGGUGAAGGGCCCCGGAGAAGAGGACGGCGCUGCCGCACCGGCCCCGAAGGCGCGGAGAGGGAGAGGGGGGAAGGCGGGUACCUCGAGACCGGCGGCGAGACGGAACGCAGAAGAGUGGACGUGGGUAGACCAAAUCCCGCCAACAUUGUCGCUGAUCAGCAAGGUGCUGCGACUGAAGACGCAACGAAUAUGGCAGACAACUGGUGAGCGCGACACUUUCAUCAACUGUAUCACCCGUCCAGCGUACCACGUUACUGAGAGCGAACAAUACAUGAAGUCCAUCCACAUCCGCACCGGUGUCUACAAAGUGAUAUGUCUGGCUGUCAAGUCGCAUGGCCAUGGCCUCGCCGCGCAGAUCAGCAUCAUGCAGUCUCUGCAGUACUACGAGCACCUUUCGGAGCCGAUGGCGGACCUGCUCGUUGUCCUUGCCAAGGAGUUCGACCACGCGCAACUUGGUGACGAGAUCCUGCGAGAAAUAGCAGCGAAGAGCUUCAGUGCACAGGACUCGAAGGGCCCCAGGGCGUUCUCCCGCUUCCUUGUGCGACUCGCCGAGAACACACCCCGCUCGGUGCUGAAGCAAAUCAGUCUGUUGCUCGGGCACCUGGACUCCGAAUCCUACCCGAUGCGCAUGGCCAUAGUCGAAGUCAUCGGCUGCCUGAUCCGCGAGCUCUCCGCCACAUCCGAAGCAUCCAACGACGACCAGCAAACGCGCAAGCAGCUCGAGGGCCUCUUCGAGCUCCUCAUCGAGCGCGUGAUCGACGUGUCGUCCUACGUCCGCACCAAGGUGCUGACCGUCAUGACCCGCCUGUGCGACCUGCAGCAGAAGUUCCCGCAGCAGCGCCUCGCGAUGACGCGCGCUGCGGUGGACUCGCUCGAGGACAAGGGUGCGACGGUGCGCAAGGCGUCGGUGGUCCUACUCGUGAGGCUGAUCGAGACGCACCCCUACGGUCUGAUGUACGGAGGGGAGCUGAACCAGCUGGAGUGGGAGGCUAGGUACAAGGAGGUGUGCGCACAGCUGCAGGAGUUGGAGGGUGUGGUCGGGCGAGCUGCGGAGCGGGAAGGCAGCCAGGAAGAAGAGAACGAGGAGCAAGAGGAGGAGGAGGAAGUAGGGGAGAGGGGGAAGAGGAUGGUGAGCGAAGCCGCAAGUCUCGUAAGCGGUGAAUGCGUUUGUCCUCCAUCGCUGAGGAAAGUGUACUCAUUCCCGCAAUCCAGCUCGAAGAAAAUCAAGAGCGAAGAUGAUGACGAGAUGGAUGUGGACGAGGAAGAGGAAGGGGCAGAUCAAGAGGAAGAUCGCAUGGACGAGGACGAGGAUGAUGAGCAGCCGCGCCCGCCAAAGAAGAAGUCCAAGAAGAAAGCACGCAAGUCUGAGAUCGACAUGGUCGCUCUUACCAAUGAGCAGGAAGCUCUUGCUGCUCUGGAGGGCGACAAGAUCCUUCACCUGCGUCUACGCAAGAAGUACUGCUCGGAAGGUCUUACCUACAUUCGCCAGGUGGAGGAGGGCAUGCAGACGGUGCAGAAACUGCUCGCUUCGACCAACAAGCUCGAGGUCUUGGAGGCGAUGGACUUCUUCAAGACUGCUCAUGACUACAAAUUCGAAGGUGCAGAGGCUGGGAUCAAGAGGAUGCUGCACUUGAUCUGGUCCAAAGACAACUCGCAAACGUCCGACGAAGGCAAAGAGCUCAAAGGUGUUCGCUCACGUCUCCUUGAGUGCUAUCGCCAGCUGUACUUCGACCCGGUGGCAGAUCUGGACCCCAAGGGGAACAUCAACCGCAUCACCAAGAACAUGAUUGAGUUGACCUACGGAGCAACGCUUGCUGAACUGACUAGUUUGGAGGAAAUGAUGCGCAUUCUCAUGGACGACAAUCAGGUUCAUACGGACGUCAUCAAUAAACUGUGGCAAGUCUAUGGCUCGGAGCGACCGUUGCCGAGGCCACAGCGGCGGGGUGCCGUCAUCAUCCUCGGUAUGCUUGCGCUUGCACGGAGAGGUGUGGUCGCAGAUCGUGUAGAGACACUCGUCAAAACAGGGUUGGGCAAGCUGGGAAUGGCGGAUCUCACACUGGCGAAGUACACCUGCGUUGCUCUGCAGAGGUUAAAUGGUAGUGCGAAGAAAGUCAAAGGGUCACUGCUGGACAAGUCUUUGCGACUGGACAUGGACAACCCGCUCUUCCGCAAGCUGCAAGAUGCGAUCGAACAUCCAACUCGGUCGAAGGAUUGGUUCAGCAUGACAGAACAAGCCAUCAACACCAUCUACGCGCUGGGCGAGCGACCGGACGUCGUCUGCGAUACCAUCAUCAAAAACCUCACACGGCGCGCCUUCGCUGCUCAGGCGCGCGCAAAGACGCCUCAGCCGAAGGAUCCUGACGCUAUGGACGAGGAUGAGUCUCAAGAGACCGUGAAUGAGGGAGCAAACGCUUCGCAGGCGGACAACUCUCAGGCCAAUGACUCUCAGUCAGACGAGUCCAAGGACACUGGUGACGCAUUCGUCCUCAGCCAGCUUCUCUUCGUAGUGGGCCACGUUGCUAUUAAGCACAUUGUCUACCUCGAGCUGGUAGAACGCGAGUGGAAGCGCCAAAAGCACGAGAAAGAACUGGCGGAGAAAGCAGCCAAGAAGGGUGGCGCGGCAAAUGCAGCCAAGGACCAAGAGGAGUUGGAUCAAGUUGCUGGCAACGCAGAAGACGAGAUCGGUGACAGGAUAGCAGGCAUCCGAGAAUCCGAGCUGCUGUAUGGCCCGGAAUCGCUAUUGGCGAUCUAUGGACCCAUGACAGUGCAUAUAUGCGGUAGUCCACACAAGUUCAAGAAUCGAACCCUCCGUGCAGCAGCGACUCUGGCGUUCAGCAAAUUCCUCUGUAUCAGCUCCAAAUUCUGCGAUGAACACCACCAUCUACUUUUCAAGAUCCUUGAGACGUCAAAGGAUCCAAACAUCCGUAGCAAUAUCGUGAUUGCGCUCGGAGACGUCGCUGUGUCGUUCAACAACAUCGUUGACGAGAACAGCAAUGAACUCUACAAGGGCCUCUCCGACAUCGAUCUCGUCGUCAAGAAGAACACGCUGAUGGUGUUGACCCACCUUAUCUUGAACGGCAUGAUCAAGGUGAAGGGACAGCUGGGAGAAAUGGCGAAGUGCCUUGAAGACGAGGAUGAGCGGAUAGUCGAUCUCGCGAAGCUGUUCUUCUCGGAACUGUCUACCAAGGACAAUGCUAUCUACAACAACCUUCCGGAUGUGAUCAGUCAUUUGUCCGUAGGCGCCCAUGCUGUUGAAGAGCCCUCCUUCCAAAGCACCAUGCGAUACAUCUUCACAUUCAUUGAGAAGGAGAAGCAAGCGGAGAACAUCGUCGAGAAGCUCUGUCAACGCUUCCGACUCACGGAGGACCCUCGCCAGUGGCGGGACAUCGCCUUCUGCUUGUCCCUCCUGCCAUUCAAGUCCGAGCGCUCGGUCAAGAAGCUCAUCGAGGGCCUGCAGUUCUACCGCGAUAAGUUACACGAGGAGACCGUCUUCGCGCGAUUCCAGGAGAUCCUCACGAAGGCUCGCGCGAACAAAUCAGCCAACAAGCCGGACGCAGAGCUGAAUGAGUUCGAGAGCAUCCUCGAGGAGCACAAGCGACAGGGAGAAGAGGACCAAGCGUUCGAGAAGAGGGUCGAGGGCAAGAAGGCUGCAGCCAAGAAGCGUGCUACUCGGAGAACUCGUAAGAAGGCGACACCCAAGGUUGAAGAGGACGACGAGUAA
This is a messenger RNA of Fomitopsis serialis, 4107 nucleotides long. Its product is annotated as non-SMC mitotic condensation complex subunit 1-domain-containing protein. Gene Ontology annotation, molecular function: histone binding. The transcript has 15 exons. The record is from RefSeq and is a predicted model, not a curated record. Lineage: Eukaryota; Fungi; Basidiomycota; Agaricomycetes; Polyporales; Fomitopsidaceae. The coding region runs from base 1 to 4107 and encodes 1368 amino acids. Gene Ontology annotation, cellular component: nucleus; condensed chromosome, centromeric region. Gene Ontology annotation, biological process: mitotic cell cycle; meiotic chromosome condensation; mitotic chromosome condensation.